AUGAUCCCACCCUCGUGGCUAUUCGUCGUGUCGGGUGUGGACAUCCUGGGACCAUUUCCCAAGGCUGUCGGCGGGUACCAGUUCCUCUAUGUCACCAUCGACAAGUUCGCAAAGUGGCCAGAGGUUACCCCUAUGGUGAACAUCACCAAGGGGACUGCAGUAGCAUUCCUCAAAUCCAUUGUAUGCCGCUUCGGAGUCCCAAACUGCAUCAUUGCGGAUAACGGGACCCAGUUCAAAAGCCGGCUCUUCCAGGGGUACUGCAAGGACAAUGGCAUCCAGCUAUGCUUUGCAUCCGUAGCACAUCCCCGGAGCAAUGGUCAAGUUGAGAGAGCGAAUGCAGAGAUCCUCAGAGGGCUCAAAACUCGCACCUACAACUACUUAAAGAAGCAUGGUGUGAAAUGGGUCGAGGAGCUUACGAGCGUGCUAUAG
Messenger RNA from Panicum virgatum (switchgrass), 429 nucleotides. RefSeq lists its product as uncharacterized. Gene Ontology annotation, biological process: DNA integration. The record is from RefSeq and is a predicted model, not a curated record. The transcript has a single exon. The coding region runs from base 1 to 429 and encodes 142 amino acids. NCBI's taxonomy places the organism in Eukaryota, Viridiplantae, Streptophyta, Magnoliopsida, Poales, Poaceae. Gene Ontology annotation, molecular function: nucleic acid binding.